CCUAAAGGAGGAUGACGUUCAAUCACAAAUUCAUUUGAAUGAGACCGAGAGGACAUUGCCAACUGCAACGACAAUUGACAAACAUUUUACCACUCGAUACCAUUCAAGGAAAAAUGUUUUAGAUCCUAUAUAUACAUCCGAGGAAACUGAUAUAUUUUCAUCCGAAAAGAAGUUCGAAAAAGAAGACGUAUAUGAUCGAAAUUGUUUAAAUUCGGAACUAUCAAAAGAAAGAAGCCAAUUUGACAUAGAUACAACAAAUCAAGAUCCUGUUCAACAAUUCAAAUCUAUUCGUGAUCGAACUUUUUUUGAACCAUCGCAACACUUGAUGCUUAUUGAAAUGGCCAGAGAUCAAAGCAGCUACCAAGAAGACGUUAUUUACAAGUCGAAGAGACAGGAUGUUUGUUGCCAUCAUCCCCAAAGGAAGAACAAGAAUGCUAUAGUACGAAGGACAAAACGGGAAAAUCACGGAUUGGACAUGUACAAAGACACUCUAGAGGUUUCAAGUAUCGUAGACAGACAUCAAAAAGAAAGAAGCGCAUAUCAAAUGCCAGAUGAACGGACGUUUGCAAAAGAGAUAUGCUUCGUUUGCUAUUCUAAAUAUGAAAACAAGCAAGGAUGUAUCGUGCUAGAAUGUUGCGUACCAUCAAUGGCAGACGAUCGUGUCCGAACAAGAGGAAUGGACGGGUUUUUAGAGCACGAACGGAAAUAUUUCGAUCAUUUAGAUGAUGAGACAUUCGUGAUAGUGAUGAAACAAAACCGGGAACACACUGCGCCUUUACAGUUCAAUGGCAGUCAUGACGAUGUUGAAUUUCAAACUAUAGACGGACAUGAUCUCACGGCUUUUGUGAAAGUGUAUAGAGGGCAAGACAUGCAAGAACUUACUAUGUUUGAAGUAGAUAUUCCUGCAAGCGAGAUGCAGAAUCAACAAGACCAGAGUCAUUUUUCACUUUCUGAAACAAAUAACGAACAGAAAAUAUUAAGGAGCAUCGAAAGCUCUCCCAGGGUUGACUGUGAAAGUAUUUCGCCAGGACAAUCAUUGGGGAACAAAAGCACAAGUGACAAAUUGUUUUGGCCUGGUGAAGCGAAAAAUAGGAAAGCAAGUUUGAUGUGCUUUUCCAUACAUGAUACACAAAAAAGCGAAGUGGUCAUAGAAUGCUGUACAUCACAAAUGGCCCCAGGGCGUAUUGAACAAAUGAGACGAGAUGGGUAUAGUAUUCAUGGGCGAGUUGACGUCAUGGCCCGUUUGGGUGAAGAAUUCCAAAUUAUCAUGCAGAAAGAAUUAAAGUAUACAGCUGAAAUAAACUUUACUGAAUUUUAUCAAGAAGUUCAUUAUCAAGUGCAAAUAAACACGCAGUAUUUAGUCUUUGUGGCCAUUCACAAAGGUGAGCAGCAUACAUCAAGGACCAUUGACAGACGAGACCACUUGAUGGAAUUUCAAAGAGAUAACAAUAGUGACGUUGGCGUAUUGCCUUGGAAGUGUGAAGUUGUAAGAAAAGAUGCAUAUCCUAUGACUGACAAAGUGAAAAACGAUCGGACUUCGCACAAAGCAACGACAUCCCACUUUGAACGCAGUGUGAAAAGGAACAUCAGCUUUUUCGCUUUCAUUAAGCAAGAUAGCUCAAAAGCAAUUGUUGUUGUCGGGUGCUCUGCUUUUGAGGAAGUUGAUGCACAACGUAUGGGAUGGAACCGUAUGGGCUUUACAGAAAUAAAUGCUGAUUUUGGUUGGGCCACUGAUCUCAACGUGAAUGAGGGACCACAUUUGUUCCUUUUGAAUCUUGUUAUUGGAAAGAGAAAAAUUAUUUCAAAGUUGAAUUAUAAAGACAGUGUAGAGUACAAUGUAUUUGUGACUUGCAACCUUGCAUCUGGACUGCAUAUUGAUGUAAGAAACCGAAACAGAGGAUACAUUACACGAUUUUCAUCUGUAUGUGAAGCAUCGAAAACAACUGUCUUCACUGGUCCGAUGUAUGGCAAUUCACGCACAUAUGAUGUCAAUAGGAUGCAUUCGUUUGAGAUUGCGUUAUUGCCAUCGACACCAAUUAUGCAAAUCAGAUUGAACCGAUGCAUGAUAUUGGCUUGGGAAGCAUUGAAUGCGUUCUUAAACAAUGAUUUAGUUUCGGAAACAUGUUGUUCACUGUACUAUGCUGCAACGCACUAUUACUACCCUGACCAGCAGACGAUUAACUGCAUGUGUGCAACACUAGGAAAAGGUUCUUCACUUGUGUUGCAAAUGUGUGAUGAGGCGUGCUCUUACAUACGAAAACUUUCACACGCGGUAAUGGAUGUUUACCCGUCGUAUCUAGCUGAAUGUUCCGAUCCGGCUGCGGUUGUGUUUGUUGUUACUUUACGGUAUGACAUGGAUUUGAGACAGUUUCGAAACUACACCUUAAGGGUACGCUUGCAUUGGAAUUACAGUGAGGAGGGACAGGAAACAGCAUUUGAAAAAUGCAGUCUUUCUCAGGAAGAUCAAACGCGUGUAUCGGCAUGCAUUAGGAAACAUGGCCAGAAACUGAUGGAUGAACACAAAUAUCUGAGCAUCAUUACUGCUAGUUCGGUUCGACGAACACGUAGUUACCAACGCCAAACAAAGCUUAGAAGACAAACAUGUUUGGUGUUGUAUGUGCAUAUGAAAGGCUUUAUUCCAUUAAAGGAGGACCCGUUUGAGGAAGAAUACGAUGGAAUACCGGUUGAUAUUAGGUCUGGUGAAUUUCGUUUGUUCGGUAACGAGAAUUACCCUUCACUUCCUAAUGUUCAAAUGGGGUGCCAGAUUUAUAGGAAAAACGUAAACGCAUACGGCACGCUAGGCGGGUUUGUUGAUCAUCCCCAUUACGGCCUUUGUGGUUUUACUUCAGCGCACGUGCUUCUAACUCCGCAAGAGUUUGAUAUAUUAAAGAGGAAUCCACAUGGAGUUAUAUGCAACUCUUAUGACAGCACCUACGGUGUACACCAGGGAAAUGACAACUUACAAGAAAUCGCAAGAAUAAUGAAAGUUGUAUAUAAAGGAAAGGGUCAACAUUCUGAUGUAUCUGUUGGUGUUGGUGUUGAAGUGGCACUUUUCAAGAUUCAGCACCGAGCUCCUGUCCAUGGGUUACUUUGUUGCGAACAAGAAAUUACUUUCAAUUCAGGGGAAAUCCGAGACGAGACACAACUCCAUAUCAAUGAUAAGUGUUACAAGGUUGGAUGUGUUACAGGAAUGACAGAAGGGAGGUUGAAAUUUAAUGAUAGUUUCACACAUGUUAAAACAUUUGAGUUCGGUGGCAAGAAAUGUGCCGUUACUCUGCCAAAUCAGUACGAAAUUGAAAACAACGGAAGUAUUUUUUCAGACAAUGGUGAUUCUGGUGCACUAGUGUUUUGUGAGGAUUAUCAAGCCAACUUAGUUUGCAUAGGUAUGGUAGAAGGAGGCACAGACAAUGGAAAUGUAGCUGUCACACCAAUAGCAGCCGUUUUGGAUGCAUUGGGUGUAACAAAAUUGAAAGAUUUCACACAAUCAAUAGACGUUGCAAUGAAGAUAGCUUCACUUGAAGAGAAACUUGACACGAGCGUUCAAACCCUUGAGCAAAACCUGAAGGCAGAAAUCCACUCCGUUAAUGAGAACCUUAGAGAAGAAAUAAGGACGAUGCUUGGUGAAUUUCUUCGUCCGUCAAACCCACAAAACACUUAAUCACUAUCAGAAUAAAUGGGAAACACAUCUAGUGAACUACUUUGUAUUUCAAACCGACAAAACGGCUUAUAACUAUAAGAUAAAUAAGAAACGUGUUAAGUGAAUAACUACCUCGUUAAAACCUGCAAAACAAUAUUACUAUCUCAAGAAAUGUAACAAAAGGGUAGCUUGAAUAUACAUAAGACAUACAGGCACUUAAAUAUAAAGUUAAGAAAUAGUAAAAAUUGGUUCUAGACCGUGUAUAUUCUUUUACGUGCCAAUGACUAUAUCCCUAUAUACAAACCCAGAUAUAUAUACUGGAUAGAAUGAACGACUGUGUAAUUAUUUUGCAGAAGAGUGGCGUGGGUUAAAAUACCGGGCACGAAAACUAAUGCGGCAGCUGGUAAAGUGCCUGAAGGCCAAAUGUUUCGAUCAGCUCUCAUACCUUUACUUUCAUAUAUUAACCUUUAACUUUAAGGACGCAUAGACGUUUUAAAUACUGUUAUUAUGUUUAUUACCUAUAUACAGGUACAAAAUCGACACAAAGCGUCUUUGCGUUUCCACAAAU
Molecule: messenger RNA, 4205 nt
Organism: Mya arenaria
Lineage: Eukaryota; Metazoa; Mollusca; Bivalvia; Myida; Myidae
Exons: 12
Coding region: 326-3658 (1110 amino acids)
Source: RefSeq, a predicted model, not a curated record